AUGAGGUUUGGGAAAAAGGGAAGGUUGAGCCCUAGGUACAUAGGACUGCUUCAAGUUUUGGGACGCAUUGGGAAGGCAGCUUCUCGAUUAGCCCUUCUGCCCACAUUCUCUAGAGUUCACGAUGUGUUCCAUGUGUCAACCUUAAGGAAGUAUGUGAACGACCCCACUCAUGUGCUAAGUUACAAUGAACUUAGCAUAUAUCCUCAUCUGAGUUAUGAGGAAAAACCAGUCGCAAUUCUGGAUCGAAAAGACAAGGCGUUUGGAAACAAAACAAUACCUAUGGUAAAGGUGCAGUGGUGUAACCAUGACAUUCAAGAGGUGACUUGGAAGGUGGAAGCAGAGAUGCGGGAGCGGUAUUUUCCUUAUAUGCGCAGUAGAAGGGAAGUUGACAGUCCAAUUCUAAUUAAUCUUGAGAUUGAGAAAGAGUGCAAGCGAAACAGAAAAAUAAGAGGGCUGAAAGUUCCAUUGUUGUUACAGUAG
Messenger RNA from Humulus lupulus (European hop), 480 nucleotides. RefSeq lists its product as uncharacterized. The transcript has 2 exons. Bases 1 to 480 code for a protein of 159 amino acids. Lineage: Eukaryota; Viridiplantae; Streptophyta; Magnoliopsida; Rosales; Cannabaceae. The record is from RefSeq and is a predicted model, not a curated record.